This is a messenger RNA of Phytomonas sp. EM1, 312 nucleotides long. The record is from the annotation of a GenBank genome assembly. Lineage: Eukaryota; Euglenozoa; Kinetoplastea; Trypanosomatida; Trypanosomatidae.
AUGCUCGAGCUGGGAAUCCAACGCGUGGGCGCCGUCAAACCACUGGAUGCAGCUAAACCGCGGCGCGGACCGCGCGCACUCGCAAAACGCCGCGGCCAUGGUGGAUUUGCCGAUCCCGUCAACCCCCACGAGGAGUUGAUAACGCCGCCCGAGGAGGAGGUUUUGCCAGAGCGACAUCACCUCCAUUUCACGGCCGAUCGUGCGGGAAGACAUCGUCGGCACGUGGUAAACAAGCGGAUCCGCCCCGUUCGCAUCGCGUGCAGGGGGGGCGUCAGAGAAGCUACUCUCAGUACGAGCCAAAAAAAACGGUAA